AUGGCAUCAACCAAUAUUAUUGUUCCGGAAUCGGCUGUGAGAAUCAUCGGACAACCAAAAAUUUAUCAAGAUAGUAAAACGGAUAGUGGAAAGACGGUUCAACGUGCUUUUUGUGAUAACUGUGGCAGUCCAAUUUAUUCAUCUACACCGAGUAUACCUGGUGCCUGGAUCAUCAAAAUGGGAUUAUUUGAUGAUAUUCCUAAACCAUCAAUGGAAGUCUAUUGUAAAUCAAGACUGUCUUGGAACAAACCAAUUGAUGGUGCAAAACAAUUUGAUACAAUGCCAACACAAAAUUUAUAA
Messenger RNA from Rotaria sp. Silwood1, 300 nucleotides. The record is from the annotation of a GenBank genome assembly. Lineage: Eukaryota; Metazoa; Rotifera; Eurotatoria; Philodinida; Philodinidae.